AUGGGGCUGCAGGGCCUGGCGUGCAACGCGCUGCUGCAGCACGGCGGCGGGCACGGCAGCGGCAUGGCGAGCCUCACGCUCCACCAGAUGGACCUUGCGGAUUGCGCCAUUCCACCACCCAACGGCGAGAUCCGCGAAGAGCUGAUCAACACACUGCCCGAAACCGCGGUGCGCGUGGGCGUGACGCGCAUGUCGAUCGCGGACAUGCGCGCCUUCUACUCCUCGCUCGACUUCAACUACCUCCUCAACCGCAACGACUGCAGGCAUUUCGUCGACGCCUUCGUGCACUACACCACCGGCGUGGACCGCGCCUCCGCGCGCCUGAUCCGCGCCAACAUGAACCUGCGCAUGCGCGCGCGCCCCUGGCAGCCCGUCGACCCCGUCAUAAUCAUCUGCCAGCGCAUCCUGGAGAAGGAAAACACCUACCGCUUUUUCACCGCCUGCCACGCCGCCUUCACCUCGCUUUCCUCCGCCGUUCUCCUCCGCGUGGGGAUCCAAUCCGGCCGCCUGCAUCAGCGCCUGGCGCGCGUCGUGCAGUCUUCCGCCAUGGUCGCUCUCCGCCGCGCGCUCCCCCACGCUUCCGCCAUAGGCGGCGGAGCAAUCUUCCGCGCGGCCGGCGGUCCCUUGGGGAUGCUCUCCGCCGCUAUGGCUGCCGGCGCUGUGGCGGCGGCGGCGGCAGUGGCGGCUACGGGGAUGCGCGUGCGCGGAAUGGCGACCCGGCAGCUGAGGCAGCUCGUGGGUCUGCCGCACCGCCACCACUGGCAGAAACCAAAACCGCUCGCGCUGGCGCCUGCGCCUGCGCCGGCGCCGCUUCCGCAGGCGGCGGUUUCGUUGGCGGCAGUCGCGCCGGGGGCAGUGGUUGUGGGGGCCGCGCAGCAGCAAGUGUCUGUGGCGGCAGUGGCGCCAGCGUCUGCUGCUGUCGCUGUCGCUGGUGCUGUGGCUGGUGCUGGUGCAUCGGGAACCGGUCUUGGAGGUGGUGCAAUGAGAAUAGAAGUGCCUGUGGUGGGGCCUUGCAGUGUGCCGACUGGAAUACCACUGUCUCCUGUCUCUCCCAAGUCUCCCAACUCCCCUAACGUACUCCCGCAGCAGCAGCAGGGGCAGCAGGAGGUUCAGGCGUGCGCAGCUCAACCGCAGCAGCAGGCGCAGCAGCAAUCACAGCAGGUGCAGCAGUCGCAGCAGCAGCAUGUGAAUGCUGCGACCUGGCCGUCGGGGACGCGACGAUCUCGAAAGGCCAAGGCAGCAACGGAGCUGAAGGCGGAGAAGAAGACCAGGAAGGCUGCUCCAGCUGGCUCCAAGAAAACCAUCAAGUCAGAGACCAAAGCGUUGCGAUCUGCAGUGUCUUCCAGCAGCAACAGCAGCAGCAAUGGUGUCUGCAAGGGAGGCAAUGGCAAGGGCGGCGGCAAGGCGUCAGAGGCGAAGGGCGGCCUGCCAGGACUGCUGGCGCACUUCUCCCCGCUCUCCUCGCUCCUAGUGUCCAAGGCAGCUGCUCUGGGCAAUGGCUUGAAGACGUGCCUGGACAGCCGCCCUCUGCUGAACGAUCCCCUUCAGCUGGCGGCUCUGCCAUGA
Molecule: messenger RNA, 1566 nt
Organism: Closterium sp. Naga37s-1
Lineage: Eukaryota; Viridiplantae; Streptophyta; Zygnematophyceae; Desmidiales; Closteriaceae
Source: the annotation of a GenBank genome assembly